This is a messenger RNA of Anopheles aquasalis, 1928 nucleotides long. It is a transcript of the gene TBCB, whose product is annotated as tubulin-binding cofactor B. Gene Ontology annotation, molecular function: alpha-tubulin binding; microtubule plus-end binding. The record is from RefSeq and is a predicted model, not a curated record. Gene Ontology annotation, biological process: cytoplasmic microtubule organization; post-chaperonin tubulin folding pathway; tubulin complex assembly. Gene Ontology annotation, cellular component: cell cortex; microtubule plus-end; nucleus. NCBI's taxonomy places the organism in Eukaryota, Metazoa, Arthropoda, Insecta, Diptera, Culicidae.
GCCGUUCGCUAACGAUGUCCGCCCGUUCCAUUACGCGUUUGGUUGGUAAAGCCCGCAAUGCAAUCCCAAACAUUCCAUUCCCAUUUGACAGCUACACGGUGAAACGUUCGCUACGCAUUCAGUUUUCGAAGGCCAGAAACGGCUGCGUGGGUUCUUCUUUGGGGACUGUGCACAUGGGUAAACAGUUAGAAAGUUAUUGCUCGCUCCGCAUCCCACAGUCGGGGUAUCGUGAAAUCCUCUUGCAGGAUUAGUGAUAGAAGAAAGAUUCUGUGCCUGUUUUUUUUUUAAAGGGGAACUGCAAGGUUAGCACGGUUCGCGAUACUUGAAGGCUGCUUGGAUCAAUCAUAUCGCAAUAAUGAUGCAGUUCAGCAACGGAGGCGAGUGCUCCGAUAUGGUUACAAUUAAUGUUUCCAACUCGCACAAUGAGACGGUCUCUUUCGAGCGCAAAUACAGUCGUUCGUUGACCAUCUGUGAAUUUAAGGCGAAACUGGAAACAAUAACCGGUGGCUGCGCCGGUACGAUGCAGCUGGAGCUGUACUGCGGCAAUCGUUUGAUAGGCAAGCUCGACGACAACGAGCGCACGUUUGGCUCAUAUGCAGUCGAGGAUGGCAUGCGCGUGCAUGUGAUCGACAACUUUCAAUUCAUACAGGAGAACGUACCCAAGUUUGAGCUUAGCCAGGAGGAGUACGAUAAGAAAUCGGAUAGUGUGAGGAGUUUCCUGCGGAAGAACAAGCUCGGCAAAUACAACGAGGAAGAGAUGGUCAAACUGGAGGCGGAACGCAAGCGGCAAGAGGAAGAAGAUCGACGGAAGUUGGACGAAAUGGCAAUCGGAGCGCGAUGUCGUGUCACCACCAAAGGUCAACCUGUGCGACUUGGAGCGAUCAUGUACAAGGGCCCGAUCGACGGCAAACCGGGCAUGUUCGUCGGGGUCAGGUUCGACGAACCGCUGGGCGUAAACGAUGGCAGUGCCAACGGCAAACGAUACUUCCAGUGUGAUCCCAAGUAUGGUAGCUUCGUGACUGUAAAAGCGAUAGAAGUUGGAGAUUUUCCGCCGGAGGAGUUCGACGAUGAACUUUAAUUGAUGGACCACUAUUCCUUCUAACAGUGUUCUGGAUCCGUUCGCAAAUGCUUCAGAGUGGCCCGUUGAUAUCACCGAAAUGCUUGUUAGAAAAGCAGAAUAUGCGCAAUUUUACGCGAAAACGUAACACUAACUGGCCGGCACGCUUGGGAUUUAUGAGUUUUUCACGAAUUUGGUCUUAUGCAGGCUUUGAUUUACCCUUUACUCGUAUGAUUAUGAAACUAUCGCUAUUCCGCAAUUUUGUAUUCAAAAUUUAAAGUAAAACAUGUCCGUGUAUUGUGCAUGCACUCCGAAACUACAGGCACUAAAAUUGAAUAGGUAGAGAUUAACAGAUUUUGGAGUUUUGUUCACAGAUCCAACUCUGUUCUAGUAUAUCUUAUGUAUCCGAAGUAUCCUAUCUCCUAUUGCCAAUAUUCGAACAGAUUGCAGUAAGGGGUGCGGUUUUAAAAGAUUCGGUAUUUUCGGUGCUCACUUGAUCAUAACAUGCCAUGACUGUUGAUGCGUUGCUAUUGGUGCGCUAUCAAAGAUUCUAUCUAUUUUAACAUUAAGAAAGUAGGGAAAGUAAUGCAUGCUAAAAAAUCCUUUUGGGCAUUAGCUGCUAGUGGGAAAUAGCUUUGGAGGAACAAACACAUCAACAAACGGUUGCAAUUAACGUAUUGGAUAACUCGUGGAAACGAACUAAUAGUCUCAUAGCAACGCUUUACUUCGAAUAACCGAAAAUCAUUUUGUGAGCUUUCGUUAAAACUGAUGUCGCACAAGGUACAAGGAUCUGUAAUUUUUUUGAAAGUAUAAUCGUUCUCGAUUUAUUACCCCUUUUACUUUAUACCAAAUAAACAUCUUUAAAACAGAU